AAGAAUUGGACGCCAAGCCAGCUAUUCUAUAAGCUUGCUACCAGUUCCUGUACCUGAUAGGAUCGCUAGGCUUGAUAUCUGGCGACAACCCUUGCAGAUUCUUGGGCCGUUUCUUCGCUCCGCUCCUGCUCCACGUCACGUAUCAGCACAUACCACUGCAAAAUACUCGACUGCGAUAGCUGGGGGCGAGCGAGAAGUUUCUAGCCCGGAAUGAGCGUCAAAAGCGCUGCUAUGAGGGACGCUGCCGACAGUGAAGAGUUUGAGGACAUGAGCGAGGACUAUGAGGAGGCCUCGGAUGCGAGCUACGAGUACGAGGAAGGCUCGGACGACGAUGCCUGCCACAUGGACGCCGCGCACGGCGACGCGGGGCCUUCUUCGUCUGCCGGGCCAGGCUGGAGCGUGCUUAACCAAGAUGCAAUUGUCAAGCUACAGGCGGAGGCCGUUGCCGACGUCGUUGCCAUCCUAGGCGUGAAGUCCUCGGUGGCCAAGACUGUGCUUAUGUAUUUCCGUUGGGACAAGGAGGCGCUCAUGAGCAAAGUGGCUGAGCGCGAUCCGGAGUCGGUCCUGAAGCAAGCAGGCGUGGCAAUCACGGACGCGGGGUCAGCGGGGCCAAAUGGGCAACAAGGUGGCCCCAUUAUGUGCCGGGUGUGCUUCACUGACACGGAGCAGGCGGAAACAACGAGCAUGGACUGCGGUCACGCCUUUUGCAACGACUGCUGGCGGCAACACUUCAAGACCCAGAUCGGGGAGGGGCAAGCGCGCACGAUACGGUGCAUGGCGCCCAAGUGCGGUGUGGUGUGUGACGAGGAGAAGGUGUGCUCGCUGCUCAAGUCAGACCCGGCAGCGAGCAGCUCUACAGCGGCCGGCAGCGGCAGCGCGGGGCCAAGUGGCAGCGCAGGCGCAAGCGGGAGCGCUGGCACAAGCGGGAGCGGCCGCGAGCCCAACGAGGCCCUGGACAAGUACAAGCACAGCAUGGCCCUGUCGUACGUGGAGGACAACGCGAGGGUGAACUUCUGCCCCAGCGUGCCCUGGUGCGGGCACGCGGUGCAGGUGGACGGCGACCCGUUUGUGGAGCCUGAGUGCAGCUGCGGCAAGGUGUUCUGCUUCAAGUGCCUCAAGGACCCGCACACGCCGUGCACCUGCAAAAUGUGGGACGAGUGGGACGAGAAGAUCCACGGCGACAGCGAGACGCGCAAUUGGUUCAUGGCCAACACCAAGCCCUGCCCCAAGUGCUCCAAGCCGGUCGAGAAGAACGGCGGCUGCAACCUGGUCAUGUGCAAGUGCGGGCAGGCGUUCUGCUGGCUGUGCGGCGCGGCGACCGGCACGCAGCACACGUGGCAGAAGAUCGAGGGCCACAGCUGCGGGCGGUGGAAGGACGAGCUGGACCGCAAGAUCGACAACGCGGCGCGCAGCCACAAGCGCUACAUGCACUACUUCGAGCGCUACAAGCUGCACAUGGACAGCUACAGCAAGGAGGGCGUCAAGCGGUCCGACCUGCUGAAGCGCAUCGGCGAGAUGGUGGAGACGGGCAUCGAGGCGCGCGACUACACGUGGCUGGUGCGCGCGCUGGACCAGCUCAAGGUGGCGCGCGGCGUGCUGUCCAACAGCUACGCCUUCGCCUACUUCUUUUUCGGAGGCGAGAUGUACAAGGACGACUUCAGUGACGAGGACAACAAGCGCAACCAGGACCUGUUCGAGGAGCACCAGCAGCGGCUGGAGGGAGAGGUGGAGCGGUUGUCGGGGUUGGUGGAGGAGUGCAGCGAGUCGCUGACCAUCGACUCGGACGCGCGUGUGCGCGUAAUCAAUUCCACGGUGUCCAUUGAGAGCCGCAUCCUCAAGUUCUUCGACAUGAUUGAGGUGGACCUGUACGGCAAGCUGCAGAGCUGCUCCGCGCAGAUCGCCGUAUACCGGCCCAAGCGCAACCUGGUGGCGUGAGUGUCAUCGUCAUCGGCGAUAAGGGCUAGUCAGGGAAGGGGGCAUCAAAGAUUGAAAUUUGGGCAGUGGUAGUAGGAAGCAGGAGGCACUGCAGGUGCAGAGGCAGCAGGAUUGGCGGCGGCGGCGGCAGCAGGAGCAGGCGCAGGAGCUCCAGUUGGAGCUGCUGCACCAGCAGCAGCAACUUGCCCAUUAUGGUGGCAAUGGCGGUGGGCCACGCAGGAGGUUCAGCAAGCACAUGAGUAGGCACACAUGAACUGGGGCGCAUCUGCUUGCACCGGAUUGCAAGCGUACACAGUGGAGACUCUUAGCAGCUGCUGUUGUGCAUGGCACACAGGGCGACCUAAAUGGGUUCAUUUCAGUAGGCGCAAAUGCCGUGCCUACGAGGGCGCAAACGAAUGGAGUUACCUUGCUUGGAGACGGGUAGGCGUGGAAUGCGUUUUGAGGACGGUUUCGGUUUGGACGACGGCACUCCCGUAUUGAUGCCCCACGGCUGACAUGUCACAUGGCGUGGGUGUCGUGCACGCAGCGAGAUUGUCUUUGGCCUGGGUUCCCACAUCAUCUCUUACCACUUUCAGACGGUAUCGUCAGGACGUCAGGUGCGGUGUAAGGGCGGCUGCGGGCUGGCAAUAGCCUGCUCUAGCCGGCGGAGUGUGGUUUCGCAAGUUCAAGGUGGAGCUCCAUGAGGGUACACGGGUCAGCCAAGGGCAACGUCGGGUUGGGUGGGGGCACUGGGGCUUACCCCAACACAGGCUGGCUGGGGGCAGAGGUAGGUGGUGGCCUUGCGUUGUAGCUUGGUAUGGCCUCAGUGCGUCUCAUGUAUGGUAGUCAUGUUGUUAAAGAGGUAUGGUGCAUCGUCGGACUGCUGAUGACAACUUGUAGGCGUGUGUAUAGGUGUGUGUGGCGAAUCUGGGAUGCAGCUGGCGCAGUGGCGCGUAGGGCUCCACGCCAGCCCUCGUCAACCCCGUGCGGCUGUGUUUGCCCAAGCGCACUGGCAACCCUGCCGAACCGGGUUAACCGGUCCGCUUGGCUUUCGAGGACGGAUAUCCCAGAGCGGCGGUGCCGAGCAGAGCGGGGACGGCGGGACGC
Molecule: messenger RNA, 3021 nt
Organism: Chlamydomonas reinhardtii
Lineage: Eukaryota; Viridiplantae; Chlorophyta; Chlorophyceae; Chlamydomonadales; Chlamydomonadaceae
Exons: 12
Coding region: 211-1935 (574 amino acids)
Biological process (GO): protein polyubiquitination; positive regulation of proteasomal ubiquitin-dependent protein catabolic process; ubiquitin-dependent protein catabolic process
Cellular component (GO): cytoplasm; ubiquitin ligase complex
Molecular function (GO): ubiquitin protein ligase activity; ubiquitin conjugating enzyme binding; zinc ion binding
Source: RefSeq, a predicted model, not a curated record